Molecule: messenger RNA, 1147 nt
Organism: Camelina sativa (false flax)
Lineage: Eukaryota; Viridiplantae; Streptophyta; Magnoliopsida; Brassicales; Brassicaceae
Cellular component (GO): intracellular membrane-bounded organelle
Molecular function (GO): thiolester hydrolase activity
Source: RefSeq, a predicted model, not a curated record
UACCUCACAACUUUCAAAAGAGAAGUUAAUAAUAUAAUACAGUUACAAACUUCUUUCGUAUCUUCUACAAGAGGGUACUCUUCUUCCCCUGAGUAUAGCUAGCUCCAUGGAGAAGAGUUUCCAACGAUCUGUUCUUCUUGCGACCUUGUCUCUCUUCUUCUUCAUCUCCAUUCCGGUUUCACUCUCUGUUCCUUUCGUUUUUUUCCACGGAAUCGGAGCUGGAUGCUCCAAUGAUCAAAUGAGAAACUUGACAAAGCUCCUUAACAAUUACUCCACUGGAUCUUGCGUAGAAAUAGGAAAUGGAAAGCAAGAUUCCGUAUUCAUGCCUCUUACGAAACAAGCGAGUAUAGCUUGUGAGAAAAUCAAACAGAUGCCAGAGCUGAGUGAUGGUUACAACAUUGUUGGAGUGUCUCAAGGAAACUUAGUCGCCAGAGGCCUAAUCGAGUUCUGUGACAAUGCUCCUCCAGUCUUCAACUACGUAUCUUUAGGAGGUCCUCACGCUGGCGUGGCUGCAAUCCCUGAGUGGUGUACUAAUUUUUUUUGCACGAUCUUGAAGGCAUUUUUUUCACAGGUCUACAACGACGGAGUUCAAGCCUUUAUUGCUCCAAGUAAUUUUGUCAAAAUCCCAACUAAAAUAACAGAGUAUUUGGAACACUCAACGUAUUUGCCAAAGCUCAGCAACGAGAGACCUGGCGAGAAGAACUCCACUUACAAAGACCGUUUCACCAGCUUGCACAACUUGGUCCUCAUCAUGUUCGAGAAAGAUGAUGUAUUGAUUCCUAAAGAAAGUUCUUGGUUCGGAUAUUACCCGGAUGGAGAUAACUCAACUAUUCUGCCUCCUCAAAAGACAAAACUAUACACUGAGGAUUGGAUUGGUCUGAAAACCUUGGAUGCUGCUGGAAAACUGAGGUUUGUUAGUCUCCCUGGCGUACACAUCCAAAUAACGGAUGAAGAAGUUAUAGAAUACGUUGUGCCUUACCUCCAGAACAAGUAUCCGUUAUCUUCUGAACACGAGGCAAUGUAGACAUUUGCAAAUUCUUGAACCCAUGAAUAAAAAAAGGGUCUUAUAUCUAUGUAACACUGAAUAAAUCUUCUGUAAUAAACAAGGAAGAUAAAUAAAAGUUUCAUCCUUUAUGAAAGAUGAUCA